This is a messenger RNA of Penicillium cataractarum, 1506 nucleotides long. RefSeq lists its product as uncharacterized. Gene Ontology annotation, cellular component: plasma membrane. The coding region runs from base 1 to 1506 and encodes 501 amino acids. The transcript is spliced from 7 exons. The record is from RefSeq and is a predicted model, not a curated record. NCBI's taxonomy places the organism in Eukaryota, Fungi, Ascomycota, Eurotiomycetes, Eurotiales, Aspergillaceae. Gene Ontology annotation, biological process: tripeptide transport; allantoate transport; dipeptide transport. Gene Ontology annotation, molecular function: dipeptide transmembrane transporter activity; allantoate transmembrane transporter activity.
AUGGGUACAGCGCAAGAGCCGUACAAGUACGACGAGAAGGCUGUCAAUACCACAGAUGAGACAGUACAAGAUGCCAGUGUCGGCGAAUAUACUGACUACCAACCCUCUCCUGAAGAGGAGCGUCGACUCCUAUGGAAGUUAGAUUUGUUUAUGAUCCCGACGAUGGGCAUUUGCUACAUGCUGCAAUACAUGGAUAAACUUGCGCUUAGCCAGGCAACUCUUUUGAAUAUCCGAGCCGAUCUUCACCUGGUUGGCCAGGAAUAUACUUGGUGCUCCGCGAUCUUUUAUUUUGGUUAUCUUGCAUGGAGUGGACCCACUUCGUACUUUAUUGUUCGCCUCCCUCUGGGCAAAUAUCUAGCUGUCUCUGUGUUUUUGUGGGGUGGAAUCCUCAUGUGCCACGCAGCCUGCCAGAACUAUGCCGGUUUAGUCACUGCUCGAUUUUUCCUUGGUGUUGGUGAAGCUGCUGUUGCACCGGGUUUCGGUCUGAUCACUGGAAUGUUUUACAAAAGAGAAGAGCAGCCCGCUCGCCAAGCAGCAUGGUUCAUCGGUAACUGUGUUGCUAACAUCAUUGGUGGUGUCGUUGCAUGGGGUAUCGGAAACUCUGCAUCGGGAAUCCAAAGCUGGCGCCUCUUGUUCCUCGUUCUUGGAGGAAUCACCUCCGGUUACGCCAUCAUCCUCUUCUUCAUUCUUCCCGACUCUCCCGCAAAGGCUUCUUUCCUUACCGAGUCCGAACGGAGAAUCGCAGUGCAGCGAACACUGAAGAACAAGACAGGCUCUGCUCAGGUGACAGAAGCAUUCCAAUGGAGUCAAGUCGCCGCUGCUGCGAAAGACCCGCAGGCCUGGUGCCUGGUACUUUACACCUUCUGCGUCAACCUUGCCAAUGGUGGCCUGACUAGCUUCUCCGCCAUUAUUAUAGCAGGCUUCGGCUACUCGAACUUCAAAUCCCUCCUCCUUCAGAUGCCCAUGGGUCUUUCCCAGCUCGUGUUCCUCCUUAUUACCGCCGCAAUCGCUACAUACAUCCGAUCAUCACGCAUUCCGGCCAUGAUGCUGAAUGUGACGGUUGCCGUUAUCGGUGUUGUUUUGAUCUACACGCUCGAUGACUUCCACAAAAUUGCCAAACUAGUUGGCUUGGCCUUUGUUGCCGCAUUCGCCGCCAACAUCCCACUCUCCCUGAGUAUCGUUACCUCUAACGUCGCCGGAUCCACAAAGCGAAGCACAAUCAGUGUUGCUAUAUUCGCCUCUUACUGCGUGGGUAAUAUUGUGGGACCUCAAUUCUUCUACGCUUCGCAGGAGCCAGUAUACUCGAGCGGCAUUGAAGCAUCGCUGUGUGGAUUGGCACUCGGUGUGUUCUUCUUGGGAUGUUUGUUCGUUUACUAUGCCUGGGAGAACAAGAGACGUGAUCGGAAGAAUGGAGUGGCAUCCGAGGGUCUUGAUGCUCACGAUCUUAUCGAAGAGCAGAACAACAAGACCGACAAGGAGAUACCUAGCUUCCGCUACACUCUUUGA